Molecule: messenger RNA, 1702 nt
Organism: Oryza sativa Japonica Group (Japanese rice)
Lineage: Eukaryota; Viridiplantae; Streptophyta; Magnoliopsida; Poales; Poaceae
Product: histone-lysine N-methyltransferase ASHR2
Molecular function (GO): protein binding
Source: RefSeq, a predicted model, not a curated record
CCCCAAAAAAACCCCCACUUCUCCCACCGCCGCCGCCGCCGCCGCCGAGGAAGAAGCUCUGCUCCGCCAUGGCCGGCGACGCGCUGCGUGCGGCCGAUCUCCCCGGCCGAGGACGCGGGCUCCUCGCGGCGCGCAGCAUCCGGGAGGGGGAGGUCAUCCUCACCGAGCAGCCGCUGCUCCUCUACCCGGCCUCGCUCGCCUCCCUCCCCUCCUUCUGCUCCGCCUGCUUCCGCUCCCUCUCCGCCGCCGCAUCCCCCUGCCCCUCCUGCCGCGCCGCGGGAUUCUGCUCCCCGUCCUGCGCCGCCGCCUCCCACCCGCGCCUCCUCUGCACCGCGCUCUCCGGCGGCGGUGGCAACGGAAACCUCGCGUCCGCCGCCGAGCCGCACCAGGAGCCGCUCCUCUUCCUUCUCUCCGCCUACUCCCUCCCGGAGCCCUCCCUCCGCGUGCUCCUCUCCCUCUCCUCCGCCGCAACGCCGCCCCCGAGCGACCAGGACCCGGGGAGCCUGCACGCCAUGGUGGCGGCGCUGGUGCCGCCGCAGAUGCUUCCGCCAGGGUUCUCGCCGGACCUCACGGCGGCGCUCCUCUCCAAGGACCGGACCAACAGCUUCUCCAUCAUGGAGCCCUACCGCCCCGAGGUGCCGCAGCCUCUCCGGAAGGCGAGGGCCUACGCCGUGUACCCGCGGGCGUCGCUGCUGAACCAUGAUUGCCUCCCCAAUGCUUGCCAUUUCGAUUACGCCGAUAGGCCGGGUCCCGGGAACACCGACAUUGUGGUGCGAGCUCUUCACGACAUCACCGAGGGGAGGGAGGUGUGCCUCAGCUACUUCGCGGCCAAUUGGCAGUACAAGGAUCGGCAGCAGAGGUUGCUGGAGGACUAUGGGUUCCGAUGCGAGUGUGAGCGGUGUCAGGUGGAGAGCAAGUGGAAGCAAGAUGAUGAUAGCGAUGGCGGCGAUGGGGAUGACACCAUGGAAGAGGAGGAAGAGGAUGGUAAUGGUGGAGAAGGUGGUGAUGAUGGGAUGGAGCAGGAGGAGGGGGAUGGUGGUAGCGAUAGCGAUGAUGAUUUCCCGCACUCAUACUUCUUUGUAAGGUAUCUGUGUAACCAUGGUGAAUGCUAUGGCAUGCUUGCGCCACUUCCGCCCUUGCCAAACGGUGAGCCGUCCCAUGUGUUUGAGUGCAAUGUCUGUGGGAACCUGAAGAACGAAGAUGAAAUUGAUGCUCCUGAUGGUGGUGAUUCCAGCAUGGCGGAUUAGGAUGAGCUAAGCAUAACCGAUCUGCUUGCUGCUUCUUUUGGUGGGAGCUCAUAACACUUUGGUGGUAGGACUUGGGAGUACUUCUGUAAACUGGUUGGAGUUUUGACAAAAACGGGAGUUUAAUACACCUAAAUAUGGAGAGAUGUAUGAACAGAACAACAUUCAUUGACUGAAUGUGGAACUAGCAAUCCUUCUUGUACUCAGCAACGUAUAUAUGAAUGUGUAUCCGUUGUAGGGAGUCCUGCUUGUUCUGUACAAUUUCUAAUGCUCCCCCUUUAUCUAGAAUGGUGAUUUAGACUUGAGAAAUUUAUGCAGUCAGAAGCUGAUCUCCUGUGAUACUUGAAACAUUCCGUUUUGUCAUGUCAUGGUGUAGUUGAUUGUAUGGCAUUGCAUCUCUUGUCUACUGAUGAGAGGUCAAAUCUCAUUUCAUUUGAAUUAUGCUUGCAUUUUCGCAA